UCCGGCUUCUUUCUACCCACCACCUCACAGACGGAAAGCAGCCUACUCUACCUGUUUACUCCCUCUGCCCCACCUACCCAUGGAGACCCCAGGACUGAUUGUGCAAGGGGAGACGUCGUCCUUUUCCACAGCACUCCGAAGCCUCGUCAACAACCCCCUAUACAGUGAUAUUCGCUUUGUAGUUGGUCAAGAACGGCAGGAGGUGUUUGCCCACCGGUGCUUGUUGGCCUGUAGAUGCAAAUUCUUCCAGCAACUUCUGGGCCUGGAACCAGGGCCAGCAGUACCGAACCCCGUGGUGCUAAGCACUGUUCCAGCUGAGGCCUUCCUGGCAGUGCUGGAGUUCCUGUAUACCAACACUGUCAAGCUGCACCGCCACUCUGUGCUGGAGGUGCUGACAGCAGCUGUGGAGUAUGGGCUGGAGGAACUGCGAGAGCUCUGCCUGGAGUUUGUGGUGAAGGUGCUGGAUGUGGAGCUGGUUUGUGAGGCCCUGCAGGUUGCCGUAACCUUUGGCCUGGGGCCGCUGCAGGAGAGCUGCAUAGCCUUCAUAGAGGCCCACAGCCAGGAGGCGCUCUGGACCCGCGGCUUCCUGGAGCUGUCAGCGCCCGCGUUGCUGCCCCUGCUGCGCAGCGACAAGCUCUGCGUGGACGAGUCUGAGCUCGUUCUGGCCGCCCGGAGCUGGGCGCGUGUGGGCGCGGCGGUGCUGCAGCGGCCCGUGGCCGAAGUGGUGGCCCCUGUGGUGCGCGAGCUGAGGCUGGCCUUGCUGGCCCCAGCGGAGCUGAGCGCCCUGGAGGAGCAGAACCGGCGGGAGCCACUCAUCCCGGUGGAGCAGAUCGUGGAGGCGUGGAAGUGCCACGCCCUGCGGAGGGGGGACGCGUCCCGGGGCCCCCCGUGCCGCCGCCGGAGAGGCACCGUGCCCCGGGAGCACCACCGUUUUCUGGACCUGACCUUUAAGUGACUAAGAAGGCCGUGACUGGAGAGGCCACCUGGGCCCACCCCAAACUACAGCUCCCGUCAGGCCCUGCGCUCACAGCUGGCUUCCGGUCCCAGCUGCCGCUCACAGCUGGCUUCCGGUCCCAGCUGGCGGGGCAGGCGCGCCGGCGCCCCUCACAACGUCCGUGGGUGGGGUUGGGGUUCUGCUGCGUUCUGCGGGGUUGCGGGGCGGGGGCUUGCUGUGCUUGCCCGGAGUGUGCGCGGAGGCCUUGCACUUGCCGCCGCACCCGCUCUUCCUGCCCCUCCGUUGCAUUUCAGCUUAGCCCCAUCUUUAAUUCUGCCUCCUCAGGUGGCGCCCCUGAAGGCCCCGCAGAAACCUCGGACUCGGGCCAGAAUCGCGCUCCCACCAGUUCUUAUCCCAGCGUCCAUCUCCCCGGGUGCCCAAACCUAAAAACGGGCCUCGUCCCUGCCUUGUCCUUCUUAUCUGCUCCUUGACAUCUACCUUCUGAGAGGCUGAAGCGUGGUAGAUGUGCGGAGAGAGCCUCGAAAUAGGCUACUUUGACUUUAAGUAUUAUUUCCAUAAAUAGGAGAUGCUCUGAAAACGGAGCUUACCCUUUGCUGAGGGACAUUACAUUUAUAAAGGAAAUAGCUUGUGAGGGUGGCUCCCUAUGUACCAGAAAAGAAGGAUGACUAACCCAAGAGAGCAUCUAUCUUCUCAGUGCCGGCACCCACUGAAAUCUGCGUAACAAACCUUAGCCUUGUUUUCCGUGCUUUCCCUGGUGACUUCCCCAUAACCGGCUUCCCCACACUUCUUUCAUCUUUAGUGAUGAUGGCAUUUAAGCAGACAUUUAAGCCCUCUCUGGUGUUACUCAUUUCCCCCUGGGUAAUGAUUUUUUUUUACUGUAAUCAUCCUGUCUAUGGCCAUGGUAUAUAAGUGGGAACCCUGGGGGGGUCUCGUGGGAGCAGCGACUGAUCAGAACUUGAGGGCUGGCCUUCAUUCUUGACUCUGGAAAAUAAAAUGUCUUUACUUUUCUCAUCACAGUGGUGAUUAUUACUUUUCAGUUGACAAAGAUUAACAGGAAGAAAAAAAUGUGCAUUUGCUUAAUACAUA
Condylura cristata (star-nosed mole) is the source of this 2041-nucleotide messenger RNA. RefSeq names its product BTB (POZ) domain containing 19 (gene BTBD19). Gene Ontology annotation, molecular function: protein binding. The record is from RefSeq and is a predicted model, not a curated record. The transcript is spliced from 8 exons. Bases 80 to 955 code for a protein of 291 amino acids. Lineage: Eukaryota; Metazoa; Chordata; Mammalia; Eulipotyphla; Talpidae.